AUGCUGAUUGAGUUGAAAUCUCAGUUGGGAUUCUUGGAAGAGCGGAUUGCAACUACAACAUUAAGCUGGUCAAUCAUUGCGUCUCAAGUUGUAAUACUCGUUACCACGUCACUCUGUCUGAUCUUUAUACGUCGUCGCUACUUGUCUCCCAUCAGUCAUGUCCCUGGGCCAUUUCUUGCAUCGUUCUCCCGGUUGUGGCAUCUUCGCCAAAUCGUCGGCGGGAAGCAAAAUUUGAAGCUUACUGAACAGCAUGAUAAGCAUGGUCACUUUGUUCGCAUAGCGCACAAUGAGGUCAGUGUCAGCCAUCCGAACGCUGUCACGGCCUUGCUAUUGAGAACACUUCCGAAGGGCCAAUGGUAUGCAAUAGUCUGCUUUCCAGACUAUCGCUUCACCACACCAUUCUCCAUUCUCGAUCCGAAUAAGAAGAGCGAGUGUUCAAAGUAUUUGUCGACCGGCUAUCUUCUACACAACGUGAUCAAGUCAGAGCCUGCUAUGGAUAUCAACAUGAAGAAGUUCUUCGGCUGGAUGGACAAGUUUGCCGACGACCAGAAACCAAUGGACCUGGACAAGUUCUUUACAUAUGUCGCCUUUGACAUCACUGGCGAAGUCGUGUUCUCGAAGCCGUUUGGCUUCAUGGACGCAGGCGAAGAUGUCAACAACUCCAUUUUCAUGAAUAUGGGCAUGGAGAUGUACAUUGCAAUUUUUGGCUACAUGCAAAUAUUGCAUACUGUUUUUUCGAAUCCAUUUGUUACUUGGCUCAAGAUCCUUCCCAUGGGCCAUCUCUUUGACACGACAAUGUCGGCCCUCAAUGAGCGCCAGAAGAAUCCAGAUGCCCACGAAGAUCUUGUAGCCCACUGGUUCCGUGGUUUGGACAAGGCAAAGAAAGACAAAUCAAAGAUCUUUGAUUUGCGAUGUCUCCAGUCGUUUGCGACUGCCAACGUUGGUGCUGGGUCUGAUACAGUAUCAGCAGGACUGCAGAGCUUUAUAUACUACCUUCUACGACACCCUACAGGAUGGAAACGAUGUGUGGCAGAGAUGGAUGCUGCACGCAAAAAUGGCCAUUGCGAAGGCGAGGUUGUGUCCUACAACGAUGCCACACAACUCCCUUACUUGCAGGCUUGUAUCAAAGAGGGAUUACGCAUGUUCGCCCCUGUCUCGAUGGGAUUGCCCCGCGUUGCACCUAAAGGCGGCGUGAGCAUUGGCAACGCUUUCUUCCCAGAAGGCAUCACUCUCAGCGUAAAUCCUUCAGUCAUACACCACUCAAAGGAACUAUGGGGCCCCGACGCACGCGAGUUCAAUCCAGACCGUUGGCUAGCUACAGACGCGGCUUCCAAGGAGAAAUACUUUAUCCCAUGGGGAGUGGGCUACGCUUCCUGCCCUGGGCAACAUAUUGCCAGGAUUCAAUUGUCCAAAAUUAGUGCCACCAUUAUUCGGGACUAUGAAAUCAGACAGGUCGACCCUUCGGCUCAUUGGCAGUGGUCAGCGUGGUUUACUGUUGUGCCCCAUAGCUGGCCAGUGUACAUCACAAAGCGCAACAAGGCUUGA
Molecule: messenger RNA, 1545 nt
Organism: Pseudomassariella vexata
Lineage: Eukaryota; Fungi; Ascomycota; Sordariomycetes; Amphisphaeriales; Pseudomassariaceae
Product: cytochrome P450
Exons: 7
Coding region: 1-1545 (514 amino acids)
Molecular function (GO): oxidoreductase activity, acting on paired donors, with incorporation or reduction of molecular oxygen; heme binding; iron ion binding
Source: RefSeq, a predicted model, not a curated record